Nannospalax galili (Upper Galilee mountains blind mole rat) is the source of this 4697-nucleotide messenger RNA. RefSeq names its product WD repeat domain 35 (gene Wdr35). Gene Ontology annotation, biological process: non-motile cilium assembly; intraciliary retrograde transport; protein localization to cilium. NCBI's taxonomy places the organism in Eukaryota, Metazoa, Chordata, Mammalia, Rodentia, Spalacidae. The coding region runs from base 143 to 3688 and encodes 1181 amino acids. The transcript is spliced from 28 exons. Gene Ontology annotation, cellular component: non-motile cilium; intraciliary transport particle A. Gene Ontology annotation, molecular function: protein binding. The record is from RefSeq and is a predicted model, not a curated record.
GAAGUUCUCUCAGCGCCCCGGAUGCAACUGGGCGGUGGAGGUUGCCAGGCGACGGAAGCUUCUUCCUCCCGCUGGUGCUAAUGUACGGAACCUGUGACAAGCGGCCGGCCUUGACCGCUGCGGCCCUCUCCGGGUUCCCACGAUGUUCUUCUACCUGAGCAAGAAAAUUGCUGUUCCCAAUAACGUGAAGUUGAAAUGCAUAUCCUGGAACAAAGACCAAGGGUUCAUAGCAUGUGGUGGUGAAGAUGGAUUACUGAAAGUUUUGAGAUUAGAGACACAGACAGAUGACUCAAAAUUGAGGGGUCUUGCAGCCCCCAGUAACCUUUCCAUGAACCAGAAUCUUGAAGGCCAUAGUGGUGCUGUUCAAGUUGUAACGUGGAAUGAACAGUACCAGAAGUUGACGACCAGCGAUCAAAAUGGACUUAUCAUCGUCUGGAUGUUAUAUAAAGGCUCUUGGUAUGAGGAGAUGAUCAAUAAUCGUAAUAAGUCAGUGGUUCGAAGUAUGAGUUGGAACUCGGAUGGACAGAAGAUCUGCAUUGUGUAUGAAGACGGUGCUGUGAUAGUUGGCUCAGUGGACGGGAAUCGUAUUUGGGGGAAAGACUUGAAGGGUAUACAGCUAUGCCAUGUAACCUGGUCUGCAGAUAGUAAAGUCUUACUUUUUGGAAUGGCAAAUGGGGAAAUACACAUUUAUGAUAAUCAAGGAAAUUUUAUAAUGAAAAUGAAACUGAACUGUUUGGUGAAUGUCACUGGAGCAAUCAGCAUUGCUGGGAUUCACUGGUACCACGGCACAGAAGGCUAUGCAGAGCCUGAUUGCCCAUGCCUUGCAAUUUGUUUUGACAAUGGGCGAUGCCAAAUAAUGAGACAUGAAAAUGACCAAAACCCCGUGUUGAUUGAUACUGGCAUGAAUGUGGUUGGUAUCCAGUGGAACCACAUUGGAAGCGUGCUAGCUGUGGCAGGCUCCCAGAAAGUACUCACUCAGGAUAAGGAUAUCAACAUUGUGCAGUUUUACACUCCAUUUGGUGAGCAUCUAGGUACUUUAAAAGUUCCUGGAAAGCAGAUGUGUUCACUGUCUUGGGAAGGAGGUGGACUGAAAAUUGCGCUAGCUGUUGACUCCUUUAUAUAUUUUGCAAAUAUUCGACCUGAUUAUAAGUGGGGCUAUUGCUCAAACACUGUGGUUUAUGCAUAUACCAGACCCAAUCGUCCUGAGUACUGUGUUGUCUUUUGGGAUACCAAAAACAACGAGAAGUACAUUAAAUAUGUGAAGAGUCUCAUUUCUAUCACCACGUGUGGUGAUUUCUGUAUUUUGGCCACAAAAGCUGAUGAAAGCCACCCUCAGGAGGAGAAUGAAAUGGAGACAUUUGGUGCAAUGUUUGUGCUAGUUCUUUGCAAUUCUAUUGGCACACCCUUGGAUCCCAAAUACAUUGAUCUUGUACCACUAUUUGUUGCAAUGACCAAAACCCAUGUAAUAGCAGCUUCGAAAGAAGCAUUUUAUACCUGGCAAUAUCGUGUGGCAAAGAAGCUCACAGCACUGGAGAUUAAUCAGAUCACACGGUCUCGAAAAGAAGGACGAGAAAGAAUUUAUCAUGUUGAUGAUACUCCUUCUGGAUCUGUGGAUAGUGUGCUUGAUUAUAGUAAAGCCAUUCAAGGUACAAGGGAUCCAAUUUGUGCCAUUACUGCAUCUGAUAAGACACUGAUUGUGGGGCGUGAAUCUGGUAUCAUCCAGAGAUACAGCUUUCCUAACGUUGCUUUGAUUCAAAAAUAUUCCUUGGAUUGUCGAGCCUGCCAGUUAUCUUUGAAUUGCAACUCUAGUCGUCUUGCUAUCAUUGACAUCGCAGGAGUCCUGACCUUCUUUGACUUGGACGCACGGGUAACAGACAGUACAGGGCAGCAAGUAGUUGGCGAGUUGUUAAAAUUGGAGCGGAAAGAUGUUUGGGACAUGAAGUGGGCCAAGGAUAAUCCUGAUUUGUUUGCAAUGAUGGAGAAGACAAGAAUGUAUGUCUUCAGAAACUUGGAUCCUGAGGAACCCAUUCAGACCUCUGGAUAUAUCUGCAACUUUGAGGAUUUAGAAAUUAAAUCUGUUCUUUUGGAUGAGAUAUUGAAGAAUCCAGAACACCCUAGCAAGGAUUAUAUAAUCAACUUUGAGAUUCGGUCCCUGCGAGAUAGUCGAGCAUUGAUUGAGAAGGUUGGAAUUGAAGACGCAUCUCAGUUCAUAGAGGACAAUCCACACCCCCGACUUUGGCGCCUGUUGGCUGAAGCCGCUCUUCAGAAACUGGACUUGUACAUGGCACAGCAAGCAUUUGUACGCUGCAAAGAUUACCAAGGCAUAAAGUUUGUGAAGAGCCUGGGCAAUUUGCAGAGUGAGUCAAUGAAGCAGGCUGAGGUUACUGCCUACUUUGGCAGGUUUGAAGAGGCUGAAAGAAUGUAUCUAGCUAUGGACAGAAGAGACCUUGCUAUUGGUCUAAGGCUGAAAUUGGGGGAUUGGUUUAGAGUACUGCAACUCCUGAAAACUGGAUCUGGUGAUGCAGAUGACAGUCUGCUUGAACACGCCCACAAUGCCAUUGGAGACUACUUUGCUGACCGACAAAAGUGGUUGAAUGCUGUACAAUAUUAUGUAAAAGGCCGGAACCAGGAACGCUUAGCUGAAUGCUAUUACAUGUUAGAAGAUUAUGAGGGAUUAGAGAAUCUUGCCAAUUCACUUCCAGAAAACCACAAGUUACUUCCAGAAAUAGCACAGAUGUUUGUGAGAGUUGGAAUGUGUGAACAAGCUGUGAGUGCGUUCUUGAAAUGUAACCAACCAAAGGCAGCAGUGGAUACCUGUGUACACCUCAACCAAUGGAACAAAGCUGUUGAAUUGGCUAAAAGUCAUAGUAUGAAAGAAAUUGGAUCUCUGUUAGCUAGAUAUGCAUCUCAUUUACUGGAAAAGAACAAGACUCUUGAUGCCAUUGAACUCUAUCGGAAAGCCAGUUACUUUUUCGAUGCGGCUAAACUGAUGUAUAAGAUUGCAGAUGAGGAGGCAAAGAAAAGGAGCAAACCCUUACGUGUCAAGAAGCUCUACGUGCUGUCGGCCUUACUCAUAGAGCAGUACCACGAACAAAUGAAGGACGCCCAGCGGGGGAAAGUCAAAGGGAAGAAUGCAGAGGCCACUUCUGCUUUGGCUGGCUUGCUGGAAGAGGAAGUUCUGACUACAACUAGUCGUUUCACAGAUAACCCUUGGAGAGGAGCUGAGGCUUACCACUUCUUUAUACUUGCACAGCGGCAGCUCUAUGAGGGAUAUGUUGACACCGCAUUGAAGACAGCUCUGCACCUGAGAGACUAUGAAGACAUUAUUCCUGCGGUUGAGAUCUACUCUUUGUUAGCACUCUGUGCUUGUGCAAGUAGAGCUUUUGGCACCUGUUCCAAAGCGUUUAUUAAACUCGAAUCCUUAGAGACCCUCAGUGCAGAACAGAAGCAGCAGUAUGAAGACCUUGCUCUGGAAAUCUUCAGCAAACACACUCCAAAGGAUAACAGAAAAUCUGAGCUGAACAGUCUUCUUGAAGGUGGAGAAGGAAAGCUGCCAACGUGCAUUGCUACCGGAAGCCCAAUCAUUGAGUAUCAAUUCUGGGUGUGCAAAGUAUGCAAACACUGUGUUCUUGCUCAGGAAAUCAGUAACUAUAACUUCUGUCCUUUAUGCCACAGUUCAGUAGAAUAAAGGAAAGAACUGUGUUAAUUGUAAAAUUUAUGUAACGUAGAUACCUAUCUGCACCUCUAUAUGUAAUGCUUAAUUUCCUUGUUUUAUAUGAAAAUGGGCUUCAUCAUCUAGUAGUUGUAGUUUGUUACAAAAUAUGUAUUAGGAUAAUAAAGCAAAGGCUGGGACGUAGCUUCAUGGGAGAGUGCUUGCCAAGCAUGCAUGAGACCCUGGAGUGCAUUGUCAGCACUGCAAAAAGAAAAAGAAAAACAUGGGAUAAUUGUUGCACAGAAAUGCAACUAUGAAAUAAUACGAUUAUUGUCACACAAAAUUCAUGGAUGUGAAUUUUAUUUUCUUUCUGUGUUUUCUAUCCAUCUAUCUUUAUAUAUCUUAGGGUUUGUGAUAGAUGAAAAUAUUCCCAACAAGAAAUAUUUUUCUUAUCAAGGUUACUAAUUCAUUAUAAAAUCUUAGUGAGGUAGGUGGGCAUGGAGGAGGCACAGGAGUGAAUUCAGGGAACUGACAUAACCUGUAUCACAGGGUAAACAACUCUGUUAGGAAAUGAGCCUUAUUUUCAGCUAUAUUUAAGUAUUGAAUGAUUUCUAUAUUUUAUUUUCAUUAAGUGAGGAGAUAGCAUUUUAGGACUUAUUAUUAGAAGUUUAAAAAUUAUUUUCAUUCAGGAGGGGGCAUUUGACAGUUACCCAUUUUUCUUAUAAUAAACAUGAAUUAACUGACUUGAGUAAUGCUGUUAUUUUUUUUAAUCAUCAAGCUUAUCCCAAAUUAUGCUGCUUCAAAAUACUCUUGUAAGCCUAAGUGCUGAAAUGAUAAGCCCAGCUGAUAGAGCUAUACAAGUAAGCAGUGCGCCCAAUAAUCAGUACCAUUGUUAACCCUCUACCAUUGCAAAUAGAACUUCAUUGUAUUUUGUUAAAAUAUACUUUGAAAUUAUCUUUCUAUAUUCCUGGAGCUGGGUUCCUAGGUUUUUAUGAGAUAAUAUUUGAAGUAAGUAUGACAGUAAUAAAUUCUGAAGAAACAAUAA